AUGUUCUCUCGCUCUAAGCAGACAAAGCCUCUAAAAGCAGUCCCUCUGAAGUUCGUUAAGGAGGGUGAAAACCUUGAUGUAGCUAACUCAAUCAUGAGUGUUGAAAUGUCUGGUGCAUCAAAGACAAAGACACCUAAAGUCAGCAGAACAAGAAAAUCUUCUACAAUGAGCAGUCAAAGAAGGUCUGCUUCAAUCGAAAGAAUCUUCGAAAAGCAGAAGCAAAGUGAAACAAAGAUCAAGGAAGAUCUUCAGAAACACCUUCAAGAAUUGAGGGCAAAGGAGCAUUCACUCAUGGCUCCACCUCCUCCAGUAUCCAAAUUACCACCUCCCCCGCCCCCACCACCACCACCAGUUUCAUUGGCUCCAAAGGUGAGAAAGAUUGCUCCUUCAAAGACUAUCAUACCAAAGGGAGCUGUAAAUCAGAUGGCCGCAAUUUCUCUUGGUGAAAUUACAAAGGGAAAAUCCUCUCUCAGAAAGGUUCAUUCUCAAGAAAUACCAGAGGUCAAGAAGGAUGAAGAUGAUGUCUUAGAUCUUAUCAAGUUUAAAUUACAACAAAUACGUCCUCACCUUGAGGUCUCAUCCGAUGAAGAUGAUGAAGUUGAAUCUUCAAGUGAUGAAGAAUUCUAA
Messenger RNA from Trichomonas vaginalis G3, 627 nucleotides. RefSeq lists its product as uncharacterized. Bases 1 to 627 code for a protein of 208 amino acids. The transcript has a single exon. The record is from RefSeq and is a predicted model, not a curated record. NCBI's taxonomy places the organism in Eukaryota, Parabasalia, Trichomonadida, Trichomonadidae.